AUGGUGUCUCUCCCUGGACUCUGGACCUACUGCCUCGCCCCCGGGAGACCCCAUCUCCUCUUCCUCUGCGCCGGAGCGCUCCUGCUGCUUCACGCGCUGGCCGUGCUCUCCUCCCCGGAUCCCUGCUUCCCGCACCCGCAGCCCUGCCACAUCCUCGCCCGGAUAGGACACACCGUGCGCCUCGGUGCGCUCUUGCCGACGCGCCAGCCGGUUCGGAUACAAAACGCGCUCAACCGCGCCCUGGCGAGCCUCCGGCACCAGAGCGGAGCGGCGGACUCCUCCACCACCACUUCCCAAACACCCCCCCUGCUGCCCUACAACCUGAGCCUGGAGAUGGUGGCUCGGUCGCCCGCCGGAGGGGACCCGGAGUCGCUGUCCCGUAGCACCUGCCAGGACCUGGUGGUCAGGGGGGUGUCCGCCGUGCUCGCCUUCCCCCGCUCCAAGGAGGAGCUGAUCCAGGUGGAGUUCCUCUCCUCUUUUCUGGAGAUCCCCUUCAUCUCCAUCCUGGAGGACACAGAACCUCUCGUGACCAAGAACCGAUUCCACCUGCAGAUGUCGGCCCGAGUGCCGCCGUCCACCCUGGGCAGCCUCCUGCUGGCGGUCCUGCAGGGCGGAGACGAAGACAGAGACAGAGGACGUCGGGGGGAAGGGAGCUGGGGAGGAGCGGCUGUGAUCUGCCCUGGUUGGGAGGAAGGGGGCGACGGGCUGCUCUCUCACCUCCAGAGGCACAGCGGCUCCACCUGGCAUUUGUGGGACAUCAUCAACCUGACCCGCAUCACAGGGGGCGGAGAGAGGAGAGGGGAGGCCAGCGAGGAGAGGAGGGAGGAUCAGAUGGAGGAAGAGGCUUUGAAGAUUCUCUCUGCUCGUUUCCUGCGCUCCCCCUCUCCUAUCUCCUCGGUUCUCCUCCUGGGCUCCGACCCCGAGUGUCUCUCCUCCGUCCUGCGGGUCGCCCAGCGCCUCGCUCCAUCCCUACCAGCACUCCAGUGGAUCAUGGGAUACCCCUUGUCUCCAGACUCGCUGCACACUCUAGGAGGCCCCCUCGGGCUGCUGGCCUACGGGGAGGUCGGCCGCAAGCCAAUCAGUUUCUACAUUCGGGACGCCUUGCAGUUGAUUGGCAGAGCGGUCACCGCGGCCACCCUGGUGAGACCGGACUUGGCACUGAUCCAGAACAUGGUGAACUGUUAUGACAUGGAAAACCGCCAUGAAGCGCCCUCUUCAGGACAGUACCUUUCCAGAUUUCUCUCCAACACCUCCUUCACCGGAGCCACGGGCCUGAUCCAGGUGGACGCCGGCCUCUCUCGGGUCCUCUCCUCGCAGCUGUUCCACGUAUGGAGCCUGAAGAGGGGCGCUCUGGGCCAGCCCGCCUGGGUUACUGUCGGCCAGUGGACCAGAGGCCGACUGGAGUUAGAGGGAGGGAUCCUCGGGCUGGUGGGGGGGUUAGGGGGCAGCCAAGGACAAGGUCUCGGGGCAGGGGUGAGGGGAGGGGACGGCCAGGGGGACGGCCACAUCGGAGGCCGCUGGAGGCCGGGACUUCCCAUCGAGAAACACCGCCUGCGCGUGGUGACCCUGGUGGAGCACCCAUUCGUUUUCACACGGGAGGUGGAUGAGGAUGGAUUGUGUCCAGCUGGUCAGCUCUGUCUGGACCCCAGAACCAACCGGUCUGACAUAAUCCAAAGCCUCUUCAACCAGCUGCACAACCCGAACGCUUCAGCCACAGACUGGGAGGGCAGCGAACUGCCGGAGGACCUGAGGAAGUGCUGCUACGGCUACUGCAUUGACUUGCUAGAGAAGCUGGCCGAAGACAUGGGCUUCACCUUCGACCUCUACAUCGUGGGCGACGGGAAGUACGGGGCGCUGAGCGGGACGGGACGCUGGACGGGGCUGGUCGGGGACCUGCUGGGCGGGACGGCUGAUAUGGCCGUCAGCUCCUUUUCCAUCAAUUCUGCGAGGAGCCGAGUCAUCGAUUUCACUUCUCCCUUCUACUCCACCAGCCUGGGCAUCCUGGUUCGAAGCCGGGACUCCGCGGCCCCCAUCGGAGCCUUCAUGUGGCCGCUCCACUGGUCCAUGUGGGUGGGCAUCUUCGUCACGCUGCACCUCACCGCGCUCUUCCUCACCUUGUACGAGUGGAACAGCCCCUUCGGCAUGACGCCCCACGGCAGGAACCGGCUGCGCGUGUUCUCCUACUCCUCUGCCCUCAAUCUCUGCUACGCCAUCCUGUUCGGACGCACCGUCGCCACCAAGACUCCUAAAUGCUGGACAGGCCGUUUCCUGAUGAACCUCUGGGCCAUCUUCUGCUUACUGGUGCUGUCCAGCUACACCGCCAACCUCGCCGCCGUCAUGGUCGGGGAGAAGACCUUCGAGCAGGUCUCGGGAAUCCACGACGACAAGCUGCACCAUCCCUCCAUGGGCUUUCGUUUCGGCACGGUGAGGGAGAGCAGCGCCGAGGAUUACAUGAAGAAGAGUUUCCCGGAGAUGCACGACUACAUGAGACGCUACAACCAGCCCACCACGCCGGAAGGUGUACACAUGUUAAAGACAGAUCCUCCGACCCUGGAUGCGUUCAUCAUGGACAAAGCCCUGCUGGACUUCGAGGUGUCGAUCGACGCCGACUGCAAACUGCUCACCGUGGGGAAGCCGUUCGCCAUCGAAGGCUACGGCAUCGGCCUGCCCCAGGGCUCCCCUCUGACCCGGAAUGUGUCGGAGUUUGUGAGUCGCUACAAGUCUGAGGGAUUCAUGGACAUGCUGCAUGACAAAUGGUAUAAGGUCGUGCCCUGCGGGAAGAGAGUCUUUGCCGUCACCGAGACUCUUCAGAUGGGGAUCCAGCACUUCUCAGGCCUGUUUGUGUUGCUGUGUAUUGGGGUGGUCGGAGCCCUGCUGACGUUGGCCGGCGAGCACACCUUCUAUCACCUGGUCAUCCCUCGCCUCCGCCGCACAAACACACUGAUGUACUGGCUGCACACAAGCCAGAAGAUCCACCGAGCCCUCCACACCACGUACGAGGAUGUCGGGAAGGAGCUGACCGGCCACGACCAAAACCCGUCCUCAUGCAUCUCAGAGAACUGCACCCUUCACCGGAAACUCCAUCAGCCUCCUCCCCCAUCUCCCCCCACAUCCCUCCCCGCCUCCACCACAGCCGGGGACACCACCAACUCCUCGCCAUCCCACGAGCCGAAGGAGAAGCGUGUGCACUUCGACCUGGAGACCCUGCACAGCUACCGCCUGCGCACGCACACGGCCUCGGUGCGCGGCAGGCCCGGGAUGGUCGGCCGCCCCGGCCUCGGCCUCGGAGGGUUCGGGCUGGGCCACCUCGGGGGGUUUGGCUCCCCGCCACAGAUUAGCCUCCACAUCAACGGGGGCCCCGUCUCAGCACUGGCGUCCACAGGCCUGGUUCUCACGCCCCUGGGCGGCAGGCCCGGUCAGACCAGCCUGUGGGAGGGGGAGCUCCAGGAGCUGCAGGGGAAGAUCGAGAUAUUCCGCACCCAGCUGAGGGAGGCUCUGGCCCGGAGAGCAGAGAUCCAGACCAGCCUGGAUCGGGAGAGGAGCGGACUGGUGCGCAGGGACACCAGUCUGGAGAGGGAGAAGGACAGACAGAGGACACAAACUAUUAACACGGACAGAAGUAGCAGCACUCAGUCCAAACUCCCUGAGAGAGACAGGACCAGCCAACUGCAGACCCUGAAUAAUCAAACAGGAAGGGCCAACCAAUCAGCGGGGCCCGGGACCCUGGAGCACGGGAGGAGCAGCCAAUUGAACACAGUCAACAGUUUGGAAAGAGGGAGACCCAACCAGUUGCGCUCCGUCAACACUUUGACGGGGGAAAGGACCGUCCAGUCACGCAGCUCCACCAGUUUGGAGCGAAGUCGAGUCAACCAGUCAGGUGCUGGGAACGUAGCUGUCCAAUCACGGAACACCUCCAGCCUGGACAGGCAGAAGGCUAACCUAUCACGCACUAUGAACACUUUGGAGAGGACAAAAGCCAACCAAUCCGGUGUGAGCAGUGGAACUUGAUUGUCCCAGUAGGAGAUUACAACAGGGACCAGUGCAGAUGCAUAACCGCGGGAAGAUGGCGUCUGAGGGGAUGCUGGCUGAAAACUUUCAAUAAGUCACCCAACGCCACUGGGGGGGGGUGCUUGCUGAAGAAUUACGAUAUAUGUUAACUGACACCAUUACUUACUGUCACCUAAUAAUUUUUCCACAAGAGUUAUUUCCAUUCUCAGUUCAAACGACGACUAAAACCAACUUUAACUGCAAUUUAAGAGCUGAUUUAAAAAAAAAAAAAUGUCUGCAUCAUCCAUGAAAUCAUAAAUAAUACGUUUAAUUUUGUUAAGUGAAAAGCAAGACGACGUCCAGGGCCAAGAGCACAGAGGGAUUCAAGUUUGCCAAAUUUGAGAAAUGCACCGGAAACAUCCACUUGUCAGCGGCGGGAGAUAAAGUUAAAUAUGCAACAAAAAAAAGAGAGAGAUGUGGUAAUAUUCCCAAAAAUGUGAAUGAUAAAAGAAAAGUGAGGGGAGAGCGACUCUGUCCUGAAGCAAUCUGCUCCAUGAUGCCCCCCCCCCCCUCCCCAAAAAGCCUUUUGUGUGUUAAUACCUCGUAACCUUCGUCCCAUUGUGAGUACAAGGCCCAAAAUACACGUUUUGUCCACGUCUCCAUAAGUCCAUCCCAUCCGUCUCUUUUUCUGAAACAUGGCGAAAAUUGAAAAAAGGAUGUCUUGCAAACUGAGCUGCUGCCAAACCAGUGCUUUGAGAUGGUAAUGUCCCUGUGAUUUGAUGGGUUCCACAUGAGAAAAGGGACUCGGGGGCAGGUUUGACAGGAGGCUUCAGAUUUAUUUUUUGGUUUUACCCAAAUACACGUCAUGAUUGGUUUUACUCAGUCUGAAAACGGUCUCUGUGGCUCGGAAAGAAACUUUUAAGUUUUAGAUGACAGUGAAAGGGUUUUGGAGGCUGCACAACUUUACACAAAAAAAAAGGAAAGGCAUUAAAACAGGGGUUGUGGAGGGUUAGGGAGAAUCUAAUGAAAAGAGCGCCACUGGGAAAUGUAAGAUCCGUCGUAUUUGGCCUUUGACCCCUGCAUCAGACAAAGGGGUCCGGGGUAUCUCCGCAUCUACCGCUUCACUUUUCAACUUUUGUUCCGUCUCCUGUGAGGCCAAAACUUUCCAGUGUAGGUCGUCUUUGAGGGGAAUCGCGACUAAACCAUCCCCGUCCUCAUUACUGGUUAUAUUAAUUUUUAAUGUGCCCAUCACUGGCUGCAGCGCCGAGGGUGAUUGUUGUGUACGUGUGGGUCAGUAUUUAAACGUGUUUCCGUUAUUCAAGCUGCUGCAGUGUCUGUGGGGAAAGAGGAACUUUUUUUAUCUAUUUCCGAAUUUAAAAAAGUUGUGUUUAUGUGUCGUGGCUCCGGCCGGUCGACAAAAGAAGUGGCAUCAAUCAGGAUUUAAUUUCAAACACCUCAUGCAGCUCUGGCAACAUUAUUUUCCACUCAGCGCCCGUAACGUGCAUGAAAUCAAACAAAUCAAACUAUUACAGUUUUCUAGCUCCGUGCAUUUCUGGGUGAGGUCUCUGAUUCGUUUUUUCUUUUCCUGUAAUUAUGAAUCAUUAAAGUAGAUGGACACCUUUUUCAUUGUUUACACUUGGCAGAGUGGAGGCUGCACUCCGACUCAGUUACUCUGUCCAACCACCAGGGGGAGCUGCAUCCCUGCUUCCCGCGGAUAUGGACGCUGCAAGUGUUUCUGGAUCCAGCGACAAUAAAAUAAGUUUAAGCAACUUGACUUUUUUGUGGAAACGAGGAAGCUGCUCUUUGUUCCUGCUGUUCUCCUGCAGCUUUAAACGGACCUGGGUUCUGACGUCACUCCUGCUCCAUUGAUGGAAAUCUCACCUGCUGGAUUAACGAUGCUUCAAACAUGGUCUGAGCUACAGACACGCUCAUCACUGACACUAAAACACUUACUGAUGUCUAUUUCAACGUUUCAAACUUUGCUGUGGUGUGACGUGAUCGUGUUCACAUGCCAUGGUGUCUACGAGAAAGAACAAAAAAAAGAAAAGAAGAUAUUUUAGAAAUUUAUUGAGAAAGAACUUGUGGUACUGGAUAUUUAAAGA
Messenger RNA from Pleuronectes platessa (European plaice), 6089 nucleotides. RefSeq names its product glutamate receptor, ionotropic, N-methyl-D-aspartate 3Ba (gene grin3ba). Gene Ontology annotation, molecular function: NMDA glutamate receptor activity; transmitter-gated monoatomic ion channel activity involved in regulation of postsynaptic membrane potential. The coding region runs from base 1 to 4008 and encodes 1335 amino acids. Gene Ontology annotation, biological process: monoatomic ion transport; modulation of chemical synaptic transmission; ionotropic glutamate receptor signaling pathway. NCBI's taxonomy places the organism in Eukaryota, Metazoa, Chordata, Actinopteri, Pleuronectiformes, Pleuronectidae. The transcript has 12 exons. Gene Ontology annotation, cellular component: postsynaptic membrane; plasma membrane. The record is from RefSeq and is a predicted model, not a curated record.